Cuscuta epithymum is the source of this 1466-nucleotide messenger RNA. The record is from the annotation of a GenBank genome assembly. NCBI's taxonomy places the organism in Eukaryota, Viridiplantae, Streptophyta, Magnoliopsida, Solanales, Convolvulaceae.
GUCCAACUAGAUACUAGCAAAUUUUAGAACAAUGAUCAUAUCGUAGAAUUUUUUUACACAAAAUGUACACAAAUGAUUUUGCUCUGCUUAUGCGGCUUGUCCUAUAUUUGAGAUAUCAUCUUACAACCAUGUAUAUAAUAGAGGUCUUAUGUUCAUUGAUAUGCCCCCAAUAAAAUUUAUUUCUGGAUCCGCCACUGGUUAGGAUGCAAUUGCCGGUUUCUCUUUGGAAUCCGUUGGAUUUUCGCCCAUAUAGCUUUCUGAUGGCUUAAUAACCUUGCAGCUUUGAGAGCAAGGGAAGCCAAGUGGGAUCCGUCGAAAGAAAGGGCAAGGCUUGAAAUGCAGAUGAAAAAUUAUGCUUCUGCUAAACAAGAAGACAGACCAGGGUUUUUAGUGAAAGAACUCUAUGAGCCGACAAUAAAAAAAGAAUUGUCAAGCUGGUUGAGUUUUCUAGUCUCUGAACGUCCUGAAAUUCCAAGCUGGUCAAAAAUAAGAGAAGAAUUCAAAAGUUUGGUUGAGAAAGCUCUGCCUCAGCUUGACACCGCGUUAUCACACUUUGGCAUGAAUGAUGAAGACAGGAAAAAAAUGACAGAUGGGCUGGAGAAAUAUGCAAAAAAUGUUGCAAUGACAAAAUUUAGAGAAGAAUCUGGUCGGGCUAAGAGCCAUUUAAUCAACAAAUUAAGCAAGCACUUGGAGUACGCUGAUGAUUCAUCCCCACAAAAUCCAGAAACUGCUUUGCCUGAUUUAGUCUCUGAUUGCGUAGAAUUGCUUGCUGUUUUGGCAGUCGCGCGUUGGGAAGAAGGUGAUGAGGAUGAUGAUGUUCUCACAACUUUAAAAGCGGCUGUGGAUGGUCAGGAAAGUGCAUUAGAAGACCUUGAUUCAACCGCGUGGGAAAAGGUUCGGCCUUCUAAUACAUUGAUAACACCGAGUAAGUGCUCUCAGUUGAUCAAAGAGUUAGGUGAAGAAAAAGCAAAAAUUUCCACACGCAUGAUGGAGCCGUUCCAAGCUUCAAAAACUAAUGCUCAGAGAAAGGUUACUCGGAUGAUGGCGUACCAUCAUCAAACCGCACCUCUAAAGGUUCAGCCGUCCAAAACAGUUGUAACACAUAUUACAUCCACAGAGAUGAUGAAAGGUGUCAUGGUUGAAGUAAGAAAAAAUGUCAAUUGCACUAUUGAGGGGAUAAAUUCUAGGACACAAGUAUUCAUCAAGAACAAUCCUUUUCGGACCGGAGCAGUACUUGCACUUCUGAUUGCUGUUUGGGGAGUAAUUUAUAGCCGAUCAACUCAUCAUAUGCUGGAGUAGUUCAUAUAUAUGAUGAAAUUGUAUAAGCUAUAAAAGUAUCAUUAUUGCACUUCCUCACCAUUUCUCAACUCUCGAGUUUAGAUGGUGAAAUAAGAUGAAUAUAAUGUGUUAUGUGUAUUUGUGUAACUUCAAUCGUAUGUAGUAAUAUCAUAUCGCCUUUCAAACAU